AUGUGUGCUAUUUCUGGUCGCAACUGUGAUUGUAAAUCAUGUGUCCUCAGACUAAUCGAGCAUGGCAAAUAUCCUUAUGAUGAGUUCUGGAUGCUUUUACAUCAGAGCGAUCACCAAGCCCCUUACGACUAUCGAGUUGCAAGCUCGACAGCUGCCAUGCGCCGAGGUGAAUUACUUAUACCCAACUCCUUCACCACAGAUGAGAACCCCCAGCAACUCUUCAAGGAGAUUCAGUGUAAGUUCCCACUGUUUCCAGACUUUCAACCUUACCGAUUCGUCUACCACCAGACGAGGAGGAUCGGCCCUCGUAUGCCUGCAAAGAUGAUGCUGAUUUACACGGCUGGGUCCUGCACGAACAAUGGACAACCAAAUGCCAGAGGCGGAUUCGGGUUUGCCUUUAGUUCGCCCGGCCGUGAGAACACGAGGGGCUGUGUUCGACAUGCAUUGGAGUCAGAAGGACCCUUUGGUCAUCGAACGGCGGCAACCUGCAACAGAGCCGAGUUACGGGGUUUGAUUGCAGCUUUGGAGUAUCGGUGUUUCUAUAGAGAGGGAUGGGAUGGUCUUGUCAUUGCCACCGAUUCCGGCUAUGUAAAACAAGGUGCCACCGAGUUGGUUCUCAACUGGGUGGAAAACGAGUGGCACAACGCCAAGGGGGAUAAAGUCGCAAACAAAGACCUGUGGAAAUACCUUCUCCGGCUCCUGAGAAAAUACGCGAUCCACGGAUGCGAGAUCAUGAUCUGGCAGACCACACGAGACCAAAACCGACUGGCUGGCGAACUGGCCAAGGCAGGCGCUCAAUUUGAGACGCCGGCAUCCUGGAGAUCCAUCCGUGAUCCGAAGCUGAAUGACACAGUUCGGCUCGCGGCUUCAUGUGGACCGACAAAGCCGGAAGCGUCGUUUGAUGAGAUUCUCCGACUGUUUCCCAAGCCUCCAGAUACAGCCAUACGAGACCAAGCAAAGUCGAAAGCCCAGAGCUCGGUGUAG
This is a messenger RNA of Neoarthrinium moseri, 984 nucleotides long. RefSeq lists its product as uncharacterized. The record is from RefSeq and is a predicted model, not a curated record. Gene Ontology annotation, molecular function: nucleic acid binding; RNA-DNA hybrid ribonuclease activity. The transcript has a single exon. Lineage: Eukaryota; Fungi; Ascomycota; Sordariomycetes; Amphisphaeriales; Apiosporaceae. Bases 1 to 984 code for a protein of 327 amino acids. Gene Ontology annotation, biological process: DNA replication, removal of RNA primer.